UGAAAAUCUGUCUUUUAAAGUUACGGAACAAUGGACCAAGUGCCUUUAGCAAAGCCAUAUUGGAUCUGCAAUGGCCCUACAAGUUUAAGGAGAAUUUCUUGUUGUAUGUAAUGGAGCUCAAGUCUGAGGGUCCUAUGAUGUGUACUCCAGGCACAAUUAUCAACCCACUGAAUUUAAAAACUGCAGAAUCGAAGACAAACCAAUCAUUAUCAGCAACUACAGUUCCAGAAACUCGACACCACAGAAAACGCAGAAGUACAAAUGAUUUAGAAGGAAUUCAAGUUCUGGAAUGUGGUAUCGUAGAAUGUAUGAAGAUAACCUGCCAGAUUGGUAAACUGGAAAGAGGCAAGAGUGUUGUUCUGCACAUCAGGUCACGAUUGUGGGCUGAAACAUUCAUGCAGAAAGAGAAUCAGUCAUAUUCCUUGAAUGCUUCUGCAACGUACAAUGUUAUAGAAAUGCCAUAUAAAAAUCUCUCUACUGAACUUCCUUCUGGAUUUAUUAUGGUCACCACCUUAGUGACUUGGGACAAACCUACACCUCCUCACCAGGUGCCAUUCUGGGUCAUUAUAUUGGCACUCCUAGCUGGCCUUCUGCUUUUAGGUCUCCUGGUGUUUGUAAUGUAUAAGCUUGGUUUUUUCAAACGUGUUCGUCCACCACGUGAAGAUUCCAUUGAACGGCAACAACUUCAGCCCCAGGAGGUGAACGGAGAUGGGGCUGUUGAAACUUAAGCAGGGUCUGAUGUUAAAGAAACAACACUAAAGCCUGAACUUGAAGUGAACAACCUAACUAACGUGGUAUGAAAUGAACUGCCAAAAAUGCAGUCUGCACUAGCAUCUUUAUUUGUAUUGACGUGGUUGUAGGUACAAUUAUUGAGCAAGAGCAAUAUAAAUUGAGCUUUGCUGGUUCCUACUGAUGUGGUUCAUGUAUUUCACUGCACUGAUUAGCACUUCAAAAAAUCUGUAAAAGGCUGCAGGUUUAAAUGGUGAAAUUCUUGCCGGCAGUCACUGAUACAUUGACAGCAACCAGUAUUGUUAAGUUUAACUUUUGCAGUGCAAUAUCACGAUAUGUUAGUAGAUCCUCACUGAAAAGCAAAUUAUUAAGUCAUUUAAGAAUAAGACCUCUUAAAUGUAUUAAUUGCUUACAUUUGUGAUUUAAUGUUUUCUUUUUCAUAAUAUUACAUGACUGUUGCCAAUAUACUUGGAGAAAUGUUUUUACAAUGAGAAUGUAUAAUAAAAAGAAAAGUUUUGGAAUGUGAAUGAUUGCCCAUAUUGGGUGAAUAGAGAGAGUAAGGUGUCCUGUAGCUAUGUCGCAUUUCAUUUUGGUUAACGGUGGAAAUGAUUGAGCAAAUGUACAAUGCACUACAGUGAACUAUUUUGAUACUAUUUACUACGGACUGUUCUGAUCAGAAACCUUUCUAUUUCUUGGUUGCACUCUAUAGCAUAACAUAACCCAGAUGAUCACACACUUGUGUUACUGCAUUGAAAACCUAAAUGCAAUUCACUGACCCAUCAGAUUAUCACCCAAUAUUGUGUUCAUCCUUUUAUUACUAUUUGUGCAGACUGACCUAAUCUGAGCUGGCAACCCAGUUGUACUGCAUUUAAAAAAAAAUAAAGUUGCUCUCAUUUGUAGAAAAAGCUGUUCGAUUACAAAUAAUAAACUAUGCAUUUAAUACGAUGACAAUGCCCAAAUAUUCAGAAUUCUUUUUGAUCAGAAAAUCAGGCAGUCUAUUUCCUUGUAGGUUUUAAUUUUUUUUUAAAGGGAAAUUAGUAUUUUGGCACGUAUCUUUUAAGAUUUACAUUUGUUCUUUGGCUUGUAUUUUUAUGGGGUGAUUGUAUUUCAUGGCUUUUUAAAGGGAAUAAAUGGGUUAUGAAUGUCA
Molecule: messenger RNA, 1876 nt
Organism: Leucoraja erinaceus (little skate)
Lineage: Eukaryota; Metazoa; Chordata; Chondrichthyes; Rajiformes; Rajidae
Product: integrin alpha-V-like
Exons: 6
Coding region: 111-728 (205 amino acids)
Biological process (GO): cell-cell adhesion; cell adhesion mediated by integrin; integrin-mediated signaling pathway
Cellular component (GO): external side of plasma membrane; integrin complex
Molecular function (GO): integrin binding
Source: RefSeq, a predicted model, not a curated record